This is a messenger RNA of Sceloporus undulatus (fence lizard), 3208 nucleotides long. RefSeq names its product SRP receptor subunit beta (gene SRPRB). Gene Ontology annotation, biological process: protein targeting to ER. Lineage: Eukaryota; Metazoa; Chordata; Lepidosauria; Squamata; Phrynosomatidae. The coding region runs from base 78 to 878 and encodes 266 amino acids. Gene Ontology annotation, cellular component: signal recognition particle receptor complex. The transcript is spliced from 7 exons. The record is from RefSeq and is a predicted model, not a curated record.
GGCGAGGCUCGCGAGGGGGGCCACGUCAUCAGCCGCGCGCGAGGCGAGGCAAAGCAAGGCCGAGGUGACCGUUAACGAUGGAGGCCGGGGAGGUGAAGGCUGCGCGCGAAGGGCCUCUUCCGGCGCAGGACGCCCCGCUGCCUCCCCCGGAGACGGCCCAGGCCCAGCUCUUGGCCUCGGUGGCGGUGGCCGUCUUCGCCCUCCUGGCUCUGCUUAUUUGGAAGUUUGUCCAGUCCAGAAAGAGCAGUCGGAGAGCGGUGCUUCUGGUGGGCCUUUGUGACUCGGGGAAAACUCUUCUCUUUGUAAGGCUGAUAACAGGAAAUUUCCGAAAUACACAGACUUCCAUUACCGAUAGCUCUGCCCUGUACAGAGUUAAAAAUGAUAAGAACACAAGUGUGACUUUGAUUGAUCUUCCUGGCCAUGAGAGCCUACGGCUUCAGUUACUGGAUAGGUUCAAGGCUGCAGCCAGGGCAAUUGUGUUUGUUGUAGAUAGCAUAGCAUUCCAACGAGAGAUGAAGGAUGUAGCAGAAUUCCUGUACCAGCUUCUGAUUGACAACACUCUGAUGAAAAAUGCACCUCCCCUGCUAAUAGCCUGCAAUAAGCAAGAUGUUACAAUGGCAAAAUCUUCCAAACUCAUACAGCAACAACUUGAAAGAGAACUCAAUACCUUACGAGUGACACUCUCAGCUGCCCCAAGCACACUGGAUAGUUCAAGCUCUGGGUCUGCACCUCAGCUUGGGAAGAAGGGCAAGGAAUUUGACUUCUCUCAAUUGCCCAUGAAAGUGGAAUUUGUUGAAUGCAGUGCAAGAGGAAGUAAGGGAGAAGAGGAUAGUGCUGACAUUGAAGCGUUGGAGACGUGGCUAGCAAAAAUUGCCUGAGUUUAAGGAAGCAACCAAGGCACCCACUGGGAAAACUAAAUUGGAAUAGUAUACAGGAUCUCAUGAAAAAAAGCUUGAAUUCCCAAGAACAUCUGGGAUGAAGAAGCAGUGACAAAAGCCAUUUUUCUCUGGGUUGUUUCUGCUUGGCCUCUUACAUUCUGUUCAUUGUAACAUUGUUGAGGGAUCUCUGGUCUCCAGGCAAAUCCCAGCCAGGUGUAAGCCAUCUUUGUGCUUCCAUUUCUCAUUUGCCUCAGCAGUUUUCCAAUGCCUUAUCUAGAGAGGCUUUGUGGGGUGGGGUAUUCUAUGUUGAUGAAAUUUGCAAGAGAGAUAGGAGAUCUUUCCCAUUAUUAUUCCAUGGUUGGAAUUUCUCUGCUUCUCCUUUCCUUCCGUUGUCUUCCUUAUCUGAGUAGCUCAGGAGGAGGAGGAGUUACCUAAUCAUCACACCUUAUUUCCUCCUCCUUUUCAUUUUCUGGGAAGCAUUAUAGUACCCUUCAUUGAAUAAAAUAUAUUCUACCUAAGGUAGUAUGAGCCCUUGUGAAGGCAAUGUACUGCUUGCUGUUAUGAUCCAUCAGCAGGGGUUGACACAGUGUACAAUGUCUGACAUGGCUGUUCUUCUGCUACUUGGCUUGUAGUUACCUGGUGUUGCUGUUGUGAAACAGACCAAAAUAUUUUCUAUAAAGAGUUGGGAACCCUAUCUGGCUGAGGAAAAUCUAUCUGGUUUUGAGCACUUUUUUCCAGUGAGAAUGGAAAUGAUGUACAGUAGGCCCUUGCCUUACACGGGGGAUCCGUUCCGGACCCCCCCCCCCCCAACGUAAGGCCGAUUCCGUGUAUGCUGGAGACCCAUUCAUUUGAAUGGGACUCAUGUACGGCGGCGCGGGAACAUGCGGGGCACCACAGGUGCACACACCAUUCAUUUGAAUGGGAUGUGCUGCCCUGCGUGCUCCCUGCUGCUUGAGCGCAUACGCUCAAGUCCGCGUAAAGCGCGCCUGCGUAUAACACGGGCGCACCGUACUACAUAAUGUUUGGAUUGAUUUGCACUAUUUGCAAUGAAUCCAAUAGCUGAUACAUCUGUAGCUGGAGUGCCUUCCAUUCUUCAGCUUGAUUCCUUCAGAGCUUGCUAAAGUAACCUGAAAACAUUAAAAAGAAAAGUUGAAUAUCCAUUCUGAGAAUGUUACGUUUUGGUGGAUGAAUCUCCCCUCAGUGCCCUAAGAUCUGUCAGUCCUACAGCAGUUUGAAGGUGCUUCUGUCAUGAAUUUUUUCUCCAGAACUCCAUUUCUAUCUGUGCUUGAUUAUUAAGACAGCAACCCUUAAUACUCCAUUUAAAUAUUGGUGUUUUGCUGUUAUUUUUAUAACAGAAAAAGUUGAUUAGAAUUUCUUUUAAUAUAUUACAACUUUGGGCUUACUCAUAAAAUAUAAAAGAUGUUUAUGGCCUAUGAGUUGCAUGUCCCAGCAGUGAACUCUACUGUUUGAGCAGGAGAAAUGGGUGUGUGUGCAUACAUGCAUGCAACUAUAUGGCUAAAUCCUUUAGUAAUCUCAACUAAAGUGGAACCAUUCUCUCAAAUGGAUUUUACACAAUUGAUUCAAUAGCUUGCUCAGUGGCUCAUUUCUAGUUGGGUCUAUCAGUUGGACUGAGACCUAAUACUUAUCCAUGCCUUUAAAAAAAAUCCUCACAAUUUAGUUACUACUACUGGUGCCUGGUUAUCACACAUCCACAGACACAUGUCUACUACUGUAGUAAAUUUGAUGUGAAAAAUCUGUUUUCAUAUUAUAUGAGAGAGCUCUAUCUUUCCACUUGCUAGUCUCAAUUAGAAUAUACCCAUUGAAUUAGCAGAAUUUACAAAUGUGUUGGCUUACCAUUCACCAGUACUACUCAGUCUACUCCAUUAGUAUCAUCCAGUUUACUCUAAAUGGGGAUAGCAAUUCGAUUUAGGCCAUAGGAUUUUGCAUAUAUCUAGCAAUAUCCAUAUGGAUGUGCCAUGAUAAUGGCUCUCUCGUCAUUUCCUCCAGUUUGUGGAUUGAUGAGAAUUAAUUUUGUACUUCUGAGCAACUGAGUUUGGACAUUUGAACAUGAAACAUCUUAUUCCUGAGCUCUGGAACAGUGCUGAUACUGAGCUCUCCUUUGAAACAGAGUUCACAUCCUAAGCCUUUUGCCAGGACCACACAACAAGAGUAAAAUUUCAGCCCAUGUGUCCUCUUGUUUGCCAUUAAGCCUGUGACUCCAGAUGCAAGAAGCUGUUUUAUACAUACUGUAUUUACAAGCUGCAAAGAGGUAUGAGAUGUUUUUUUUUAAUUAUUAUACAAGUUUCUGUAAAUAAAAAUGUGUGACUGAA